Messenger RNA from Poecilia latipinna (sailfin molly), 1953 nucleotides. RefSeq names its product solute carrier family 43 member 3a (gene slc43a3a). Gene Ontology annotation, molecular function: transmembrane transporter activity. NCBI's taxonomy places the organism in Eukaryota, Metazoa, Chordata, Actinopteri, Cyprinodontiformes, Poeciliidae. Gene Ontology annotation, biological process: transmembrane transport. The transcript has 12 exons. The coding region runs from base 126 to 1649 and encodes 507 amino acids. The record is from RefSeq and is a predicted model, not a curated record.
GCAGGAAGAUGAUUGCUGCUUGCUGGAGGAACCCCGGGGAGCUUUAGAAAACAGAAUAACUUUCUCUGAAGACAGACCUUAUCGUCGAAAGUUUCAUCUGAGCUCUUGCGGAGAAGGACUGAAGCAUGCAGGGCCGCGAGGUCGGCUCCAAGAUGCGCUACUGGCUGACGCUGAUCUCGGGGAUGCUGGAGUGUCUGUGCUUUGCUGGUGUGGUGUUUGGCUACACCUCUCUGGUGUUUGUGCUGAAGGAAGACCAGUACUUCAGUGAGUUGUGCAGCAACAACACAGUCAGCAACAGCUCUCUGGUGGAGACAGACUGCAGAGGUCAGGAUGAGCAGUUUUCUCUGGUUUUCACUAUCGCCUCGUUCCUGAACAACUUCCUGAGUCUGAUCAACGGCUACCUGUUUGAUCGAUUUGGCACCAUGGUAACAAGACUGCUGGCAGUAUCUUUGUACACAACUGGAACCCUUUUUGUGGCCUUCUCCAGUGCAGCAUAUUCCUUGAUGCUCUUUCCUGCCUUAUCCUGCAUCGCCGUGGGAGGAAUUCUGCUCCUUAUGACGAACAUUCAGGUGGGGAACCUGUUUGCUGCUCAUCGCUCCACCAUCAUUACUUUCUACAACGGAGCCUUUGACUCUUCUUCAGGAGUCUUCCUCAUCAUCAAGAUUCUACACGAGCGAGGAAUCUCUCUCCAGUCCUCCUUCCUUGCCUUGUCCCUCUGCAGCAUCAUUCACGUGGCGAGGACUUUCCUCCUCAUGCCCAGGACCCACAUCCCGUACCCGCUGCCUCCACGCUACACAUAUGGGGUGAACUGUGGACAAGCCGACAGCUACAACGUGGAGCAGGUCAAGAGGACGAAGGAGGAGGACGCAUCCGGUCAGGGUUCCAGUGGGAAAGACGAAACGGCAAAGUCGGAUGAAACAGAGGUCGAAAACGCAGAAAAAGUGCCGAGCUUCCGGAGCUGUGUUUUGUCCUGGUUCUUCCUCUGGCACCUGUUGUGGCUGUCCAUACUGCAGCUGAGACACUACCUCUUCAUCGGCACGCUCAACUCCAGGCUCAGCCGGCUGGCCAGAAACGACCCCACCCUGGUGAGCCAGUACACCAAUGCUUUUGCAAUGACCCAGCUGUGCGGAGUGUUGUGCGCCCCCUGGAACGGACUCAUCUUGGACAGACACAAGGGAAAGCCUCGAGCCCCGGGAGAAACUGAACAGGACGCUGACCUGCGCUCCUCCUACCUGUCUCUGUUCCUGACUUCACUGCAGUGCCUGUUCUUCUCUAUUUGCGCCACCAUUCCCGUCCUCCCGCUGCAGUACAUCACCUUCAUCCUGCAGGUCCUCAACAGGUCCUUUCUCUACGGCGGAAACGCAGCCUUCGUUAGCAUCGCAUUUCCAUCCCGUCACUUUGGGAAGCUGUACGGCCUGGUGAUGUCGCUCUCUGCUGUCAUCUCUCUGCUGCAGUACCCCUGCAUUUCCCUGGUCAAAGGACCUCUGGAUGGAGAUCCGUUUUAUGUGGAUAUUACUCUCACUCUCCUCUCUGUUCUGGUGUUCAUCCAUCCCGUCUACGUCUUCAUCCACUGCAGGAGAAAAGCCCGGAGCAGGGAGAACAUCCCUCCAACUGAUAUCGGUCCCACUUUGGCUGAAGCUAAACUGUAGAUGAUGGAUGAUUAUAUGUGACAAGUUUAAUAAUUCAAGGUUUCCUCGUUUCCAUCUCAUUGUUUUAACUAGAAAAUAGAAACAAGGAUAUUUUAUAUCAUUUUUAUAAGCAGACAUGCUUUUUUAAAAUGUCUUACAGCAACAAAUGUGUUUUUAUGACUUUGAAAAACACAUUUUUCAAAGUCAUAAACUGUUUAACUUGUUAAAUCCGUUUUAUUGGAAGUUUGAAAAUUUGUUUUCUUUUUAGUGAACGGGUAAACCCUCUGUCAAUUCCAGUUUUGGAGAAUUAAAAGUCUGGAAAUGA